This is a messenger RNA of Rhizophagus irregularis DAOM 181602=DAOM 197198, 878 nucleotides long. The record is from RefSeq and is a predicted model, not a curated record. Lineage: Eukaryota; Fungi; Glomeromycota; Glomeromycetes; Glomerales; Glomeraceae.
CCUUUAAUAAAUCCUUUACAUACACUUAUAAUAUAUUAUAUGUAUACUGCAUAUAUUAAAUUAUUUAUAAUUCAUAAUAAAAAUGGGCGCCUUAUGUAGUAAAAACCGUAAGAAGAAAAGUAAAAAUAAUAAAAAAUCAAAUAAUCCUUACCCUUCAUUAUCCACGUUACCUCAUGGUUUAUGUUCUGAUUGUAAUUUACCAAAUACUGAUAAGAUUCAAAAUAAAUAUGGAUGGUGUCAUUCUUGUAAUUCUUCUAAAUUUGAACAAAAUUUUUCUUCUUGGACGAGCAAUAAUCCUGUAAUUGAUGAUUUUAUUAAAGAUUCUCAAAUAAAUGCUAUGAAUAAUCGUCAAGUAUUAGAAUGGAUCCCUUAUGAUUCCUUAAAUAAUAUACAAUUUAUAGCUGAAGGUGGUUAUGAUUGUAAGGUUUAUUCCGCUACUUGGAAUGAAGGAAAUAUUCUUUAUUGGGAUUCAAAGAAAAAAGAUUGGGUUCGUAAUUCUUCAAUUAUGGUAGCGUUAAAACGAUUUGAAAAUUCUAGAAAUGUAACUUUGGAAUUUUUUGAAGAGCUUAAAUCAUAUUAUCAAUGUGGUCUGGAUAAUGAUGGAUUGAUCAAAUAUUUUGGAAUCUCUCAAGAUCCAAUAACAAAAGAUUAUAUUAUAAUAACUGAAAUUGCUACUCAUGGAAAUUUAAGAAAUUAUUUAUUACAAAAUUAUAAUUCAUUAAAUUGGGAAAAAAAAAUAAAUAUUUUAUUAAAAAUUUCGGUAACUUUACAAGAUAUUCAUUCUACUGGAUUUAUUCAUCGUAAUCUUCAUGGUGGUAACAUAUUACAAGAUGAUCAUGAUUCCCCUAAAAUAAGUGAUUUAUUCUUAUCUAAUUAUA